GAAUAUUGAGUCACUUGGCUAGUGUCGUCACAUACCACAGCUCUUUGGAGUGAUCAAACUUUGGAGACUCAUUCACGCAAGUGUCACGCACGGAGAGGCUCGGCAGGACUUCGCUCUUUGUGGAUGUUCUUCUUUUUCAGUCUUUUUUUUAUUUUUGCGCGUGUGAAAAGGUAACCCGGCCGCGUCUGUCUUUACCCUUCGCGGCCCAUAGCUCUCAGGAAGACAUUUGUAGUUAAUUAUUGGCCUCGGUUUCGGUUACAGGUGGCGCUAGAAAUCCCAUUUGAAUUAUAGGAGGACUUUAUUUUUAUUAUUCUUUAAGUGUUAUUAUGGAUCGGUGGCCCCAGGUGGUUCUUCUGGUGUUUUUGGGAUGCGCCUCUUGUCAGGAGACAGGCGAGCAGUGUUUGGCUAAAUUCAAGAAAGGACGGGAGGAUUUUGUGCUUGACGUCGACGAGUCCGUCAACGACGGGGCGAUCUUCAUCUCAGCACCGACAUUGGAGCGCUCAAGGGACUGUGUGGCUGCUUGCUGCAAGGAGCCAACGUGCAAUGUGGCCUUCAUGCAAGGAGGUGCGGAGGAGAACUCCAUCAAAUCCUGCUUCCUCUUUAACUGCCUCUACAAGAAAAAGUACGCCUGUCGCUUUGUCAGGAAGAAAGGUUACUACAACUACAUCCUGGACUCCCUCUAUGAGAGCUACCUGGAGUUGGAUCUCCCACCAAAGGAAACCGACCGUCCACCGAUGGCAAAUGGAGGCCAGGACCGUGUGGUCCAGCCUCAGGAUAGCGUCACAUUGAACGGCUUGGAGAGCAAAGAUGACAAAAAGAUCGUGUCUUUUGUGUGGAAAAUGCUCACCGAGUAUCCCUACGCUGUUAUUGAGAAAACAGAUUUUGAUGACCAGAUUAUCGUGUCCAAUCUGACGUCGGGAAUGUACAAAUUCCAAUUGACCGUCACGGACACUAUUGGUCAGUCGGACUCGACCCAAGUCACUGUUUUGGUUCUUACACCUGAACAGUCAGAACAUCACUGCAUGGCCCCGAAGAAGAUCGGACCAUGUCGUGGCGCUUUUCCUCGGUGGCACUACAAUGCGGCGUCGCAGAAGUGCGAGGAGUUUACGUUUGGUGGCUGCAGGGAAAACCUCAACAACUAUCUUUCGAAAGACGAGUGCACAAACGCAUGCUAUGGCACGGAAAAAAGGGCCAGCGGUAGAGGUUUACCACUUCCAGAUCAGCAAGAAAAGUGUGGCGUUCCAUGCACUGCCGGGCAGUUCACCUGUGCAAACGGCUGCUGUUUGGAACCAGGCUUGGAGUGCGACUCAGUCGCUCAGUGUAGCGACAGCUCAGAUGAACAAAAAUGCAAGGACUUGGACAACACAUUUCAGAUUUUACUGAAGAUUCCAGUGGAUGAGCAAAAAGUGCGCUGCACUGAGCCUCCAGAGACAGGCAGCUGCAGGGACACUCUCACAAAGUGGUACUACAAUCCUCUGAAGCAGGACUGCAGUCGCUUCAACUACGGUGGUUGCCAGGGAAACGAGAACAGAUUUGACUCAAAGGAAGCCUGUCUGAAGGUCUGCAGAGGGGUGACAGAAAAAGAUGUGUUUGCAAGAAAAGCAGAGUUCGAGCGAAGAGUGUCGAGUAGUCAAACAAGUGUUAUAGCAAUAGUGGCUGUCCUGGCUGUAGGUAUCGUCAUCAUAUUGGCCGUCCUCUUGUAUUGCUUCAUGAAGGGAAAGAAAAAGUCGUCACAGCACCACCGUGUGCCUGUCAACAACGCACCGCUCACCUCCAUAGAAGACCGGGAGCAUCUUGUCUACAACAGUACCACCAAACCCAUCUGACACCACUCACUCUCCAUGUAAUAGAUGAGAGCAAACUGCAGAGCCGUCAUUUGCUGAAUGAACUCUGAUUGACGAGAGAGGCAACAAUGUCUUUUCACGCCACGUGUGUAAAGUUUUUAAAGGUAAUAUGUACGGGCGGCAAUGUCUUGCAAAAUGCAAGUGUGAUGUUAUUUUGUUUUAACACUAACUGUUUCUAUUUAGAGUAACAGGGAAAUCGAGCCAUUUCAUCUGUUAGAUUACAUCUAUAUACUUAAUUUACGCCAGGUUCAUAAUAGUCUGUUAUUCCAAAGUAAAAUGUGCUUUUAAUUUACUGACAUCUCCUACACUAUACUUUUAUCUUCUACAUCUUAGUCCCUUGGAUAAUCUGAAUAAUAUAGGAAUAAUGCAUAAUCAUAAUAGAAUUUAUAGAAUGUCUCGUUUUUAAACAUGUUUUUAUAACAAGCUUAAUGUAUGCUAACAUACUUAAAUAAAGCAUACUUGACACAAGUGAUGGUCUUAAGCAGUCUCAUGACAGUUAAGCCAAAUAAAAUAAUUACCUCAACAUUUACCUUUCAUCUUGAGUGUUGCUGUGCAUAAGAAAUUGACUUAUGGGUUAUUUUCUGAAUCAUAGAAUACUUGAUCAAUGCAGUCGAAAAUAAGGUUGUUAAUAUCCCAAGGUUGUCUGGUCACUAUUGAAUAUUCUAUUGAUUAUUACAUCAAUUGAAUUUUGAGGUCAAAUUUCAUUUUACGUUAAGUGUGCUACAAAUCAUUUUCCCUUCGAUUACUGUUUGUUAACGAUUUAUUGUAAUUGUUUAGUUAAUAAAAAAGAAAGCGAUUCACCUAA
Syngnathus acus (greater pipefish) is the source of this 2649-nucleotide messenger RNA. It is a transcript of the gene spint1a, whose product is annotated as serine peptidase inhibitor, Kunitz type 1 a. The transcript is spliced from 10 exons. Lineage: Eukaryota; Metazoa; Chordata; Actinopteri; Syngnathiformes; Syngnathidae. Gene Ontology annotation, molecular function: serine-type endopeptidase inhibitor activity; protein binding. Bases 327 to 1826 code for a protein of 499 amino acids. The record is from RefSeq and is a predicted model, not a curated record.